Messenger RNA from Nothoprocta perdicaria, 5674 nucleotides. It is a transcript of the gene ZDHHC20, whose product is annotated as zinc finger DHHC-type containing 20. The record is from RefSeq and is a predicted model, not a curated record. Bases 61 to 969 code for a protein of 302 amino acids. Gene Ontology annotation, molecular function: protein-cysteine S-palmitoyltransferase activity. Lineage: Eukaryota; Metazoa; Chordata; Aves; Tinamiformes; Tinamidae. Gene Ontology annotation, cellular component: endoplasmic reticulum; Golgi apparatus. Gene Ontology annotation, biological process: peptidyl-L-cysteine S-palmitoylation; synaptic vesicle maturation; protein targeting to membrane. The transcript is spliced from 12 exons.
ACCAUUUCUUCAACUGCAGAAAAAGCUGUCUACCUUGUGGUUUUUCAUCUGUCAUUUUUCAUGUUUGUAUGGUCCUACUGGAAGACAAUUUUCACAUCUCCUGCAUCCCCCACCAAGGAGUUUUGCUUGUCAAAAGCUGAUAAAGAACAAUAUGAAAAAGAAGAGAGACCAGAAUCCCAGCAGGAAAUUCUGAGAAGAGCUGCUAAAGACUUGCCUAUCUAUACAACAACGGCAUCAAGAGCCAUCAGAUACUGUGAUCGGUGCCAGCUAAUCAAACCUGACCGCUGCCACCACUGCUCUGCAUGUGACAUAUGUGUGCUAAAAAUGGACCAUCACUGUCCAUGGGUGAAUAAUUGUGUGGGAUUUUCUAACUACAAAUUCUUUCUGCUGUUUUUAAUGUAUUCCUUACUGUACUGUUUGUUUGUUGCUGCUACCGUCUUGCAGUACUUCAUAAAGUUCUGGACAAAUGAAUUGCCAGAUACCCAUGCAAAGUUCCAUGUCCUUUUCCUUUUCUUUGUGGCAGCCAUGUUCUUCAUCAGCAUUUUGUCACUCUUCAGCUACCACUGCUGGCUAGUUGGCAAAAACAGAUCGACCAUAGAGACAUUCCGUGCACCCACGUUUCGCAAUGGCCCAGAUAAAAACGGCUUUUCUCUCGGAUGCAGCAAAAAUCUGAGGGAGGUUUUUGGAGAUGAGAAGAAGUAUUGGCUCAUCCCUAUUUUUACCAGUUUGGGCGAUGGGUGUAACUUUCCCACUCGUUUGGUGAUUAUGGAUCCAGAGCAACUUACUGUCUCGAGCCAAAAUGAACCUGCCAAAAGCUCUGGAGCCAGCCAGCCCUUCCCUGCUCGACCGCUCAGCGAGUCACAGAAUCGAUUGCUGACCACUGACUGCCAGUGGGUAGAAAGCGGCCCCGAAGAGGAAAAUGUUAAAUCAGGUACAAAAAAGCAUAUUAUAGUUUCAUUGGAAAGCUGAUCUCAGUUUAUUACUAACCAACCAUCUCAGUGAGAAACAGGCUUGUGCAACACAUUUUGAGCUUGAAUAUUACUUAAUUUUGUUUGGAAGAAGUUGAUCAGUUAAAAAAUAGGAACAUGAACAUCUUGGGAAGACACAAGAAACUCAAGUUUCUGCACAGUGUAAUGGAUUCUUGUCAGCACUACUGCAGAGCAGGGAAGUAAGACAGAUGCCUUAAGAUUCUUUAUGUGCAUUUGAUGCACACUGAGCUACAUACUGCUACCAAAGGGCCARAUCCUGAAGUGCCCUGCUUGGAUGCACAAGGUCCAGAGUGGGAACUAUGCAUUUCUGUCGCGCUGCGGUGGUUGGGGUAGGCAGAUCUGCGAGAGCCCCGUCCCCACGGGCAAACCUCCCACCUUGCACGCUGCAGAAGUCACUUCCAUAGCACAUCUCCUACAGAAGGAAACAGAACGGGCACAGAAAGGGGGGGAAAAAAGGGAAAAAGGAAAACACAACAUGAAGCAGGGCUGCGGAGCCUGGAGUGCAACUCUGCAUAGCUGCAACAGCAGGUGAGGAGUAAAGGGCUGGAUGAUGUGGUCUCUCCUCUUCCUCUUCACCAGCCGACCCCAUGAUCCAGGUGUUUUGAGGACUGAGGGCUGCUUGAACCAGCCGUGCUCCGGAGCAGUGCAAUGUCAGCCAGGUAAAAGCUGCUUUACUUGAGUGUUGCUUUUUUUUUUUUUUUUUUUUUUUUUUGCUUCAGAAUUGAGCACCCUCGUCAUCUUAACUUGAUUUAUUUAACCAUAUCAAGAAUAUAACUCAAAAAAGGUGAACUUUCUUUUACUUGAAAAAGCAUGGAUUGUUACUUUCCAGCAAUUGCCUAUCAGCAUACAAAAAAAUGCCAAUCCAAAAAGGAACUAACAAACUAUUUCAUUUUCUGUUAAUGUCUGUUGUAUUCUGUAUGGGGCAGUAAGAAAAGAGCAAAGUACCCCUGAGAAAAAUCUUAUUGCAGUUUUGUGUUGUUAGAAAAUGGAACUGGAAGAGUACUGCUUUUUAUAUGGGACUCUUGAUGGCUUAUAAAUACUGUUUUAUACUUUUGUUUUAUCUUUUUAAUAAAGGCACAAGUUUUUAAUGGUUCUAAAUUACCAUUUAAAUGUAUUUCAAGUACUUAUGAGAAAAACAGUGUUCAAUCCUACAUUUGUGUUAACACACUGAAACUUUGUAUGCUUUUGUCUGCCACUAUCCAAGGCUCAAUGACACGGACGGAAAUUGCUGAAGAUGAGUGCGUUGUGCAGUGAUGUACCCAGUUUGCAAAAGGCAAAAUGUGUGUUUCCUAUGCGAGGAAUAAAGUCUAUCCUAAGUUCAAAACCUCCAGCAAACAACAUUUUUCUUUCCUGCUCCUCUGGAGAGAAGCCUGCUAGUUCAUCUUGGGGUGGUAUUUUGUACCUAGCAGAAGUGAAAAAUACUGUAUUCCCACCCAAAGCUUGUCUGAAGUUUAGCAGGUCCCCGUCACAGCAUCAGGUCAUUUUGAUGCAGACUGAGGGUGGCCGCUGAGCUGGUGCUCAGCACAAAGAGAACCUCUCCGCUUUCUCUCCCAGACUGGCUGCUGCUUAAGUCCAGUGUGUUUAUGGUGGAGAUAUGAAGGUAACAAGUAAACUUUAAGGUAUGAAGCCAGUAUUUUGUCUGGGAUCUUCUUGAGAUGGUAUUGAUGGUUCAGACCUGCCUGUUCUAUAAUAGUUGCAAAAUGUCUCAUCAGACAUUGUACAAGAAAUAUUGUAUUUCCUAAUUUAUAAACUUACAAAAAUCAAUAGCUGCAGAGUAAUCUGAAAGUUUCAUUUUUUUCCCCUCAAAUGUCAGAUGAAUGUGCUUAUGUGAAAGCAAGCUGUGAGCAAUGCUGAUGUGUUGAGCUGGUAAGGAGAGAAUGGAUUAGCCAAAAAAAAACCCCAGACUGCCAUUUGAAGUGUCAAACACUGGCAGAAUUGCAAGGGAGGUGGGGAGGUCUGGACAUCAUCCGUGUUUUAUUUCAUUGCCUGGCAAACAAAUACGUGCAGUAUCGUUAUCUAGCAGAACUAGAAGUAGAAUCUGUUUCUCUAAAAUGGGAAAUCUCACUGAUUCAGCAGGACAGCCUCUGCUGACUUUGUUUUCUGACCUGAAAUGCUCAACAUGCUAAUGUGAAUACACAGCUACUGCAGGCGAGUGUCAGCGUGACGUUUGGUGUCUUGAGUACAAUGAAUCUGCAGGAAUUACUGCACAGAAAUGGCCUGGGCUGAAUCCCUGYGUUGCUCUCCAGCAGGCUGUGGGCUUCUGGAACCAGUUCUGGGGGAGUAUCUGAUGGCCAUUUGUGUGUGUGUGGCUUUUCUUCAAGAGCUGGUGUUUGUGACAUCUUUAUGUGGAUCACUAAUACUAUAUUUUAUCCCAGAUUUUUCUGUAGUGUCAGAUGAGAACAGCAGGAGAGCAGUGUGCCGGGCUGCUCUGGAGGCAGGAGCUGCUCUUGGUGUAAAAGCAGGUMUUGCUGAGAGGCCUCUUUGCCAAAAAGGAAGCACUGAAGUGAUUCAGAUGUGACCUUCCACCCUCAGCCCUUCUCCCCUUCAGGAGCCCUUUGGCUCAGGCCCGUGGGCGCCAAACUGCUCACACUUCCCAGUAGUGCAGUGAGAAGAGCAGUUCUGGCCAGGGAAAAAGAUCCCAAAAAGUGUGUGGUCGAGCAUAUGGGGUCGUGAACAGUUGGCUUUGGUGUUUGCCUGAACCUGUCUGCUGUCUGUCAGCAAGUCCUGAAAAUGAUGAGAUUGUCSCUAAGAAGUAACAGUUCUUACACAUUCAUCCCUCAAAAUAAUUACUCUUGCAAGACAGAAAUAGUUUUGCAGUUACUGUGGUUAUUUUGGGAUAGUUGUCAUUGGCCGCAAUCAGAAAUUGUGCUUCAGUUUUUCUUACUAAAAAUACUAUUCUUAAUAAAAUAGUCCCCAUGCCCGCAGCACAGCACCCUUCUCCCCUUAUUGACUAUAAGCUGCCAGUGUGAGGAGAGAAGCAUCACACAGCACAAGAUUCCAGUGUGAAAAUUGCUCUUCAAGAUUUAUGAAGUGUCUUAAGGGGAUGAGAUAGUCCUGCUGUGGAUGAGGCAAGGAGAUAGGUAAUUGGGAAAGAAUAAUUGAAACCAGAAGCCUCAGCUAAUGCUUCCUUUUCCUCUUAUUCAACAGAAUCCUUGGCAGACUCGAUGGCCAUGAUUGCUGCUCCUACCUAACCAUUAUAUUAUGGGAAAAGAUAUGUAGAAGUCUCAGCCAUAACUGACUUAGAAUCCUAAAUUUGUCAUCUCACAAGUUAGUUACACAGUAGGACUUUCCUGGAGAACUAAAUUUCCAGAGGGGGAUUCCAGAGGGAGUCCUGGCCUUAAUGAUGUGAAUAGAAAUUAAGGCAGUGCCCUUGUGAAACCUGCCCCUUUGCUGUGGCGUGCACAGGUACCAGGCUGCUUUGGGCACACAAGUUGUAGAAACGGGGCAUGUUUUCAGGAUGCUGCAGUUUUCCUAAACUUCUGAGUUUUUGCUUGUUUGUUUGUUCUCCUCCUUUGAUUGAUUCUCUGUGACUCUUCUUUAUUGUAAAUAACAUUUGGUUUUGAAAUUUUCAUUCAGUACUUUAUAAUAAAUCUUCACCUGUUCAGUAUGACAUGAAAUGUGGUCGCAUCGUAGCUCAGCAGAGCCCCAAGAGGAGAGCAAAAGCAGCGCUCGCAGUGGAAGAAGCAGCUUCUAUGGCAGACAAAGCGGACAUAGAUUAGCCAGAUCCGAGGCAUAUUAAAAAAAAUACUUACCAAAUUCACACUAURUGCGGACAUAGAUUUACCAGAUCURGAGUAUAUUUAUUAAAAAAAWACUUCUCAAAUUCACASUAUAUACUCAGAAGGCCCUGUCUAAAAUUAUACCUAAGUGAAGCAUUCAGGUACACAUUUUAAAGAGGCUCCAAAUAGCAGUUACUUUAGUUGAAAAUGCAGAUCAGCAAAAGAAUGUUUUGGGUUUAUUUUUUUCAUAAUGUCUAAAAUAUAGUUAGGUGUGCAAGUAAAGAGGAUCGUUAUCCCUAAACAGCACCAAAGACAGCAACUGCAUAUAGUUAUUUAUUAUAAUACUGAACACAUUUAUUACACUCAUUUCUGACAACUUACUUUGUAUAUAGAGACUUUUUGUAUGCUUUUUUCUUAAUCAUGAAACUUUCAUUAAAUGUACUGAAAAUGCAAAUGGCAGUUAAUUUUAAUGCUGAUUAAAACUGUGGUUUUCUGCAGCCCUUACUUGAAUCUAGUUUCCCUUAGGUAGUAAAGUGUGAUGUUUACGAGGUUGCAGCCAUUGAUUUUAGGGGUUUUGCCCUUGUCUUCCCCCUCCUCCUGCAACAAGGAGAGCACACGCUGAGCUGCCAAGCUGGGGAUGAAUUUUGGGAUCAUCUAUAAUGGGAACCGCAGCACCGAGGUGAAUGCAGGUUCCCUUGUUGACACUGUUUAACGUUCUUGCUUAGCGUGUUCCUCUCUAACCUCUCCUGCUGCAUCAGCUCGAGUAUUUUUAAGAAACUUUAAAUCCCUCUGGACUGCAAAUACUGAAAAACAUGAAAAUACCGCGGAAAUAGGCAAUGGUGCCACUGUUAAGUCCCCUUUUUAAAUCUACCAGAACUAAACGUACCUGGUUAUCGCUGCAGGCAUUUGCCAGCAGCAACCAUGGACCUUUGCAUUCAUUGCCAUAUCUCCACUGUUCUGCUUCCA